AUGAUAAAGAAACAACAAUAUGAAAUGUUAGCACAAUUUCAAUCUCGUACUGCAAUAUUUAAUAGUGAUGAAUCUAUUAAAAUUCUUGAGCAAUUUCGAUGGAAUUGUUUGGAAGCAAUUAAUUAUGUACUGAACAAUGUCAAUACUACUAAAGAAAAAACAUCGAAUUUAGUUGAUAAUAUUAUUCAACCAUCUCCUCGUAUUGAUCAGCCACUCAUUCCAAAUGAAUGUCUAAAUGAAAUAGAUGGUAUUCGUCAUUUUGAACGGGUAUUUCAAGAUCGUCAUGAAAAUAUUCAUCGUUGGCCGAUAUGGUUCAAAUCAUCACUUGAAAAUGCUAUUCAUCAAUCACAUGGUCCAUUUGCUAUUUUUCUCAAUCAUGAUGGAUCUCCUUUUACUACAACAUUUUCUCGUCAAAUUCUUUGUUCACCAUCAAUUCUAAAUGUUUUUAUGAAAUAUAAAUGUAUUCUUUGGCCAUGGGAUAUUACCUAUCCAUUGAAUAAACAACGACUUCUUGAAAGAAGUGGACGUGCUCAACAAAUUUUUAUUAAAUGUUUUUCCUAUUUUGAUCAUAUUAAUAAUUAUCCUUUAUUAAUUUUACUUAGUCGCCAAAAUGAUCGAAUUGUAUUACUUGAUAUUGUUAAUGGAAAUAGUGAUUUAGAUCAAACAAGAGCAUGUCUCGAACGAACACUUAAUCCAAUUCAUGAACAAUCUAUUAUAUCCUACAAUGAAACAACAUCUCUUUCACCAGGUUGGAUUGGUGGUCGUACAGCAGGUAAUCUUCGGCGUCGUCCUUCUUUCAUAACAACAUUUCGUUUAAGUCGUUCUCUUCGAAGUGUUCAACGACCUCAUUAUAUUUCAUUCUAUAAACCGAAAGAAGAAACACCUGAAAUAAUCGUUACUAUGCAAGAAGUUAAACAAUGGUUAAAAAAUAAAAAAUCCAAUUCAUCAAAAUAUGUCCAAUGUCAUCAAACAAAUUCAUCAUGUAUUCAAAUUAAAUGUUUGCCAUCACAAAAAAUUGUAUCUCCUAUUCCAUCAUUAUUUGUGGCAACUAAAGAUCGAUCUCCAUUCGUAUAUAUGUCACCACGUCGAGCUGGAUGGAGUCCAAUGGUCAAUCGUUAA
Molecule: messenger RNA, 1119 nt
Organism: Adineta steineri
Lineage: Eukaryota; Metazoa; Rotifera; Eurotatoria; Adinetida; Adinetidae
Source: the annotation of a GenBank genome assembly